CAUGGACGGGUGAUCGGGGCUCCUUGCUUGCUUUGAGAUGCAGCCCAGGCGUUCGGAGGAAUUCCCCCACGACCCCUCCUGGUCCGUCUGAUACGAAGCUUGGAGACUCUCCCAAGGGGUGCUUUAAGACUUCCAGCCGUACCUAAUUCAGAAGGCCACAGACCUUCAAGAGGACUCGCUUUCCUAGUUGCCGUGACUGGAUCACUGGAAAAGCACAAAGGAAGUUUCAAGUAACCUGCUCGCCCUGAUCCUCUCAGGAUUGUUGCUUCUUCUCCUCGAGGCACCUCACCAAGGAUCAUUGGUUUCUUUCAGGAUCAACUGUCGACGGCAGGAGGCGGAGGGAAGGGAGGUGGUGGUGGGGCUCGUCAUUACGGCCUUUUCCCUAGCAGCACGGCUCACUCCAGCAGCAUCAGCAGCAGCAUCGGGAGCAGCAGGGGAAAGGAAAGGAGCAGCACGCCAUCGCCAUGGCAGAGGAGAAGAAGAAGCACAAGCACAAGCACAAGGAGAAAGAUAAGGAGAAGAAGGACAAGGCCGCGACGGGGGAGUCGGCAAGCUUCAAGCCGUGCGUGGACGUGAAGGGCAUCCGUUUCGGCGGGCAGUUCAUCGUCAAGUCGUUCACGGUGCGGCGCGCGUCGCCGUUGGAGCUGCUCCGGCUGCUGGACAUCCCGCCGUCGUACCUGAGCGAGCUGCAGAGCCUGCCGUUCCCGUCCACCACCGCCUACAUGCCCACCAGCUUCACCAUCCUGGCGCACCAGGCGUGGCACACGCUCACGCUCGGCCUGGGCACCAAGAAGUCCAAGGUGGUGCUCUUUGUCUUCGAGUCUGAGGCCAUGAAGUGCGCCGUGGACCAGCUCUGGCCGGCCAUGAUCCCGCUCGGCGACGUCAACAAGAAGCUAAUCCGCGGGCUGUCCGGGAGCGAGAUGGCCAGGUUCAAGUUCAGGAAAGGGUGCCUCACCAUCUACGUCUACGCCGUGCGCCGGCUGGGCGCCGUGGGCUUCGUGCGCGCCGACGACCUCCGGAGGAUACUGCAGGCCGUGGUGGAGCUCAAGGACUUCUUGGAUCACACCGCCAUGCUCGCCAUGCCAAGCCAGAGGAGCAUCACCUUGCAGUCCCGGACCGCGGCGGCGCAAUGAUCCUCCGGCGAGCUCGAUCCAUUUCUGCAGUGCAGGUACUAUAGUUGGCUCGCGAUCAAUUUGCAAAGAAGUCUUGAUUCUUUUUCGGUUCAAUUAGUUUGUUUCACUGUCGGUGUCUCCCUCCUCUGCUGGGGAGCUGUAUAGAUCGGACUUGGGUAUAGAUCUCUAUAUGUUGAGCAGAAACUUUCAGCAAAUUAAGCAUAGAUUUUCCCAAAAGGAACAUUUUCCCAUGGGGAUCUUACAUUUUUUUAGUAUACUCUAUCCUGCCCCUGAAAUAAUCCUUCAUCGAUGAAGCCAUGGUCUGUUCUGUGUCA
Molecule: messenger RNA, 1447 nt
Organism: Lolium rigidum
Lineage: Eukaryota; Viridiplantae; Streptophyta; Magnoliopsida; Poales; Poaceae
Exons: 4
Coding region: 465-1133 (222 amino acids)
Source: RefSeq, a predicted model, not a curated record